This is a messenger RNA of Schistosoma mattheei, 432 nucleotides long. The record is from the annotation of a GenBank genome assembly. NCBI's taxonomy places the organism in Eukaryota, Metazoa, Platyhelminthes, Trematoda, Strigeidida, Schistosomatidae.
AUGAAUGAUGAUUAUGAUGAUCAAAAAUCCAAGUUAAUUGGUAUUGGUUAUUGUUGUUUCAAUGGGAUAUUAAUGGCUUAUGUCAAUAAUUAUACUACUAAUAAUAAUAGUUGUAUUAGUAGUAGUAGUAGUAGUAGUAUUAGUAGUACUAAUGAUUCCUCUGAUCGUAAUUCUAUAUGUAGUCAAUUUGUAUUGAAUGUAGAAUUAUUUGAUAAUAAUAAUGAGACUAUACGGUUUAAUGAUUAUGAAUAUGGAGAAUUUUCAUCCUUUUGGGCACCAAUUCAAUGUGAAUCUAAUUCAAUCAUACCAAUAGUUUUACGAUAUUUUAUUUAUACAAAAGAAAAAAGGCAAGUUUUUCGUUUCCUUCUUUUUCUUUUAGGUGAUUUUAUCCGAUUUGAGUUUUCAGCUAGUGGUAACAAUCAAUCUGUUUAA